This is a messenger RNA of Octopus sinensis (East Asian common octopus), 1899 nucleotides long. Its product is annotated as protocadherin Fat 3-like. The transcript is spliced from 2 exons. Bases 172 to 1899 code for a protein of 575 amino acids. Gene Ontology annotation, biological process: homophilic cell-cell adhesion. Gene Ontology annotation, molecular function: calcium ion binding. Gene Ontology annotation, cellular component: plasma membrane. NCBI's taxonomy places the organism in Eukaryota, Metazoa, Mollusca, Cephalopoda, Octopoda, Octopodidae. The record is from RefSeq and is a predicted model, not a curated record.
UCGGGGGUGAAUGCACAGACAUGGUAUGAAGUGGUGGGGGAUAGUCAGUUCUCCCUCACAAAUAACAAAUCAUCCCCCACUCUUGUAUGCCACUCCUCCCUCACUCCCCUCUCCCCCAUUAACCUGCGAGUCAUUGCCUUUGACCAACUCGACAUACACUACUGGUCAUUCAUGGACAUUGCCAUCACAUUCAACUCCUCCCACAACACUCCCAUUCAGUUCUACGACGUCAUCCUCAAAAAAGUCCCGGGAAACAGAAAUAAAGUGCUCACAAUCCAACCCACGGACGGGGAGAUCGCAGAAUAUGGAAGACCGACGUACCCAACACGCGUCUAUGGGAAAUUUUCGGUGUCAUAUGACGGAGAGAUUACACAGUUCGGCACAUAUACAGUGUUGAAUGAUGUAUUUGAUGUGGAUGUGAAAUACACCAACAGCAACAGAGUGGGAGUGUAUACAAUCCAAGUGGAGACGAUUGAAGAGAAGAAGGUCACAUUGAAAUGGGCGAAUGCUGGGAGUUCGUCUGUUUUAGAUGUGACAAAGAAGACAACUUUAAUAGACCGAUUGAGUGUGAGUGGGGGAGUAGAUGUGGAGUGCAGUACUAAUUCGGAGACUGUUGUGUUGUCGAGGGUUUCAAGUAAUGAGUACAAUCUGAUACUCCUUAAUUAUUCGAGUGUCCUCCCCACAAUUAGUGUCAACGUAAGUUGUGUGGUGGUGGAGGACACUGAUUGUUCUCGAAUGUUGCAUCCACGUCAAAAGAUAUAUACAAUUACUGUACAGAUUAUGCCUAAAGAUUACAAUCCCACACCACAAUUAUUGAAAAUAUAUGAGAAUAUGCCCAUUCAUACCGAUGUUUAUAUUGGAAUUACUGAAGAUUGGAGAAUAACAGACAAUCCAAAUUUUAGUGAUCAAUCAUUUAAUAAAAGUUUCAUAUCUUCAAAGAGGUUAUUUGACCAAGAAAUCGAAAAGGUUGUUGAUGCUGAGCUUCGCUUACCAAAUAAUACUUAUAUCAAUAAAACGAUUGAAAUUAUGGACGUGAAUGACAAUUCUCCAGUGUUUACAAACAAGACAUGUUCUGUCAUUACAUUGAGAAAUACUUCUCCCGGACAAUAUUUAACAAAUGUAUUUGCUGAGGAUGCUGAUCUUGGAAUGAACGGAAAAAUCAAUUAUAAAGUCAUUUCAGUAACGAAUAUGAAUGAAGACAUUGGAAGCUGUGAUUCAAAAACAAACUUCGCGAAUAAAUUUAAAAUUGAUCCGAAUUCGGGACAGUUAUACGUAAAUCAGAUCAUUGAAAAUGCGGGAUAUCUUCUUCUUAAUAUACAAGCUACUGACUCGGGGUCACAAAAAUUAUUUGCCAAUAUUCGCUGUCUUGUUCACGCGGUCGAUUUGACGUCUAUUUUUGAUUAUUCAUUCAACGGGGGUAGUGCAGUGCAGCAUCAGAAUAUUAAGUUGUCACAAAUUCAACUUGGACAAACUUUUUUGAAGAAUACAGCUACUUUGUGGAGUUAUUUCUUCGACGAUUUUAUAUUUACAAUUCCCGAUGAUUCCUUGCGGUAUUUCAACGUUGAUCCUUAUUCCGGAAAUGUCAGUUACGUUGGAGAAAUUCAACCGUCUUUGACAAACAACUAUACUUUGACGAUAACUGCUUUCUCACGAAAGCAUGUUUACCUGAAAUAUAAUUUCAGUGUAAAUUUGUUAUCGCAAAGUUCUUCGACUGUUCAUCAAUCUGUGGACAAAAAAUAUAUUGCUAUCAUCGUCCUGCUUGUUGUACUUCUUACUGGUUUGGGCAUUUUUGUUGGUUUUCGUUACCGCAAAAAUAUUCUGUCAUUUAUGAAGAAAAAUGAGGAAUAUGCAACAAACAACGAAAUCUACGAAUGUCAAGAUGUUUACAACAACCUUUAA